Molecule: messenger RNA, 4188 nt
Organism: Vigna umbellata (rice bean)
Lineage: Eukaryota; Viridiplantae; Streptophyta; Magnoliopsida; Fabales; Fabaceae
Product: chorismate synthase
Source: RefSeq, a predicted model, not a curated record
CGUAGAUAAUUAUAACACCAUAAUAGUAACGAUUUUCUCUCUCUCACUUCAAAUCUCUUUCUCUUCUCGCUCACUCCCUCUUCCUCCUUUGCGAUCCAUCACUGCCAUAACUCACCGAGAUUUCGAUUCCACGCUCUUUCGGUGAUCGAUUUUCUCCAUAACCCUCGAUCCACGCAGGUCCUCUGUAAAAAUUCAAAACCCUAGUUUUUUCUCUUCAUUUCUUUUUCUUAGUUUCACGGCGGAGCUUUAGAUUAGGUCCAAACCCUUCAAUGGUUACGGUCCCUUUCGUUUUCUCUUGGAGCCAAUUUUCUUUGGUAUUCCACAAAUUUUGAAUUUAAUUUCUUUCAACAAUGAAUCUGCGUUAUGAUUUUUGGGUGAUGAACUGUAUAUAUAUUUCUCACGAAAUUCAUUGAAGAGGAGAGUGGUUUUCAUCUUUCUAGGUGAUGGGUAUUGCGAAUUUUUCACAAAGGAGGAAGCUUGGGAGGGUUUUGGAUAGUGGGUCUUGUUGAUUGAGUUGGAUCAGUGGCUAGAAUUUUGCCUGUGUAUAUUGGUUCCGAGUUCUUUGUUUUCUUGGCUUUGAAGAUUUACACAUCAUAGAUUGAAUAAGUGGGCGAUGGAUAAGCGGGAAUUCACCUCGUGCUUACGCUAGGAUAAUAAUAUUUGUGGGUUUUUACUUUUCUGUGUUUGGUAUUAGGAGCAAAAGAGUUUUUGGUUAUAUGGGUGAGCUUGCGUUAUGAAUUGUGUAAGUGAUGAUGGCCAUUGACUAGUGCUCUUUGUGGUUGAUACUUUGCAUUAUAAAUUGGUUGGAAAUAUUUCACUAUUUUCACCAACUUUGCGGAGAGAAAUUCUUAGGUAGAGAGAACAAAAUGAGCUUUGAAAGUGAAAAGCAGAACUUGUUGGAUCAGGCUACUGAUCAAUCUGAUCAAGGAUUGCCAAAGAAGAUAAAAAUUUCAUACACGAGGGAAUUUUUGUUAUCGCUAAGUGGAUUGGAUAUAUGCAGAGAGUUUCCUAGUGGGUUUGAUCGAUCGCUUAUAAGUGAACUUGAAGAUGUUUCUCAAGAUAGACAAAGAAGUUCAGGCGGUUUGUCAAUGCAUAGCUUUAGACGUAAUGACUAUGGUUCGUCCCCUCCCACCAGAGGGGAUAGCUUUCCGCGGGGAGUCCAUGGAAAAUGGGAGACUCGAUCUUCUGGACGGUCUGAUAAAGACAGUGAUUCUCAAUCCGAAUGGGAUUCAGAUUCCGCAAAACGUUUUGGCAAUCAGUCCCGUAGAUCUUGGCAAGGUCCUGAGCAUGAUGGGCUUCUAGGUAGUGGUUCUUUUCCUCGGCCCUCUGGGUAUACCCCUGGGUUGUCUGCUCCCAAACUUAAAGCUAAUGACAACUACCAGCUAAAUCGGUCUAGUGAGCCAUAUCAUCCUCCACGUCCUUACAAGGCACCUCACUCACGUAGGGAGACUAAUGACUCUUAUAAUGAUGAAACAUUUGGUUCUUCGGAGUAUACAAGUGAGGACAGGGCUGAAGAGGAAAGAAAAAGAAGAGCUUCUUUUGAACUGAUGAGAAAGGAACAGCAUAAAGCUUUCCAAGAUAAGCAUAAGUUGGACCCGGAGAAGAAUAAUGAUGAUUUUGACAUAACUUCACUUGUUGAAGACGAUGAGAAAAUGCUAGUUAAUAGGAGCAAUGAGUCUGUGGAGCCUCAUGUGACUCUAGCAGCUUUAAGCAAUGAUGAGAAAUCUUCUUCCCUUUCACAGACUCUUUCAGCAGCUAGACCACUUGUACCUCCAGGAUUUGCAAGUACAAAAUUGGAACGUAAUUUUGCUACCAAAACAUCCCUUAGCACUCAUUCAACAGAGGCUGGACAACCUGCACCUGGUGAUACUGGAGGUAAUCAUGUAUUCAGUAUAAAUUCUGACAAUAGAGGAGAAUUAUCAACCAAGAAAAUGGAUAAUGAUCAACAGAAUCUUCAAAGCACAAAUCUAAAUAUUUCAACUAGCCAUGUGAACGAUAACAUUUUAAAUUUAUCAUCAGUUUUGGAUAGUCCCGACGUUAAAAUUGGAACGGGUGAUCAAUUGAGGAAGAGAUCUGCUCUUUCAGAAGUCUUGGAAACAUCUCAACUUAAUGCUGAAGUAAAAGGAAAGGAGGAUGUGGGAGUUCUCAAUCCAGACAAUUCAAAUUCUAUCUUAUACAAGCUUUUUGGUAAUACUUCAACAGUAGACAGUGAGAAAUCUACUAGUAUUAUUGAGCAGCCUGAUCAUAAAGCUGAUGUGACUUGGAGUCCACAUGCCUUCCAAUCUUCCAAGUUUGCUCAUUGGUUUGUUGAAGAAGAAAAAAAUCCAGUGGAUGACAUGACACAGAGGCCAAAUGACUUGCUCUCACUUAUUGUUGGUGGUGAAAAGGGGGGUUUGCAGACUUCUAAUGUAGAAACAACCGGUCUUGCAUCUAACUUUUCUCUCCGAAAUCCUGAACCAAUUAGUGAGCAUAUGGCUUCAAAUGCAGCACAUACUACUAUUGACAACUCUGCACAAUUGUCCAAGAGUGAUAAGCCUGAGGUUUCACCAGCAGUUCUUACCUGUGAAGAUCUGGAACAGUCAAUUUUAUCACAAGUUAGUGAAAAUGGAUCGUCACAUCAGCAGCCCAUUCAGGACAAAGAUCUUGAUACAAAAACUGAGCAAUCUAUUUCAAUUGAUAAUCAUGCAUCCCUACACCUCCUUUCUUUGUUACAGAAAGGAACCUCACACAAUGAUAUGGAACUAUCAUCUAUUCUAGAUUCUACAGACAAGGUUCCGAAUUCUGAUGGAUUCACUACCAGCAAUGUUCUUGAUAAUCCUGGAGAAGAAAAUGCUGAAGUUUCCAAUUCAUCGAAGACAUUGACACUAGAAACACUUUUUGGGUCAGCUUUUAUGAAGGAGCUUCAAUCAGUUGGAGCACCCCUUUCUGUUCAAAGGGGUUCAGCUGGAUCUGCAGGGCCUAAUGUUUCAGAGCCUCUUCUGUUUCCUUUCCCUACCUCAGACAAUGUUCACCCUCCCACCGGUGAACAUACCCUGAAUAGACGUGGAAGUGGUGUCCUGCCACCAGAACAAACACAUCAACCCAAAACUAAUAGAUUUGAUGAACAAUGGUUGGGUUAUUCUGAUUCCCAGGGAGAUGUUAAUUCAUCGUUGCUUCAGAGUGAAUUUCCCAAAGCCAGUGGUUUCAAAGUGCCUCGUGAUAUUCACCUUCCAGAAGAAGAUAACUUCAUUACAGUUAGUGAUCCUCUGCAAAACUUUUUAUCUGCUGGAAAUAUAGUUAAAACAGAUAUGUCCCAAGACACAACAGUUGACAUUACCAGAAAACUGGCAGCUCUGAAUCCUGCAUUUAGGGAUGACCGACUUGUUAUGAGAAAUCAUGAAGGCCCAGCAUACCCUCAUGGUGGUCCUUUUGAUAUGAGAGAACCUGGCAUAUCUUAUCAGAAUCUUAAUGUCCAACGAUCUCAACAGAUCCACCCUCAGUUAAAUCAUGGUGGCUCAAUGUUUAAUCAACUGGAUUCCCAUCCUCCUCAUAUUAGUUCUUAUAUGAGGCUUCCAAAUCCUGAGGGCAUGAUUCGUCAUGACUCACCACCAAAUCAUCAAUUUCCGGGAAAUAUGCUUCAUCCUCCUUUCCAUCAAUCAAGCAGUGCACUACCGGGGUUUGAUUCUCCCGUUCAUUCUAUGUUACAACAGAUGCACAUGCAAGGAAACCACCCCCUACCUCAUCUAUUACGUGGAUUCCCAAGGGGUGGACCUGUGCCUUCUCAUCCCAACAAUCCGAUGACUGGCUUCAUGCAGGAACCAAACCCAAUUCAAGGCCAAGGCUUCCCAUUUAGUGGUCACCAGCAACCUUCUUUUGGUGGCCCUGGAAUGCAAUUACAAGCUCCUGAUGUUGGUGGUGGAAGAAAUCAUCCAGAAGCACUUCAGAGGCUUUUUGAGAUGGAGCUCAGGUCAAACCCAAAGUCAAUCCAUGCUUCAGGUCACAGCCAGGGGAUGUAUGGUCAAGAGCUAGACUUGGGUUUUGGGUAUAGAUAGUGUACUAUCUAUCCUUGUUGAUGUGUAUACUAGAUUGUAUUCACCUAAUGUUGUGCCGAUCUACCUCCUGCAUGGAAGUUGGGUUUCAUAUGAUGCUUUUCUUUGGAAAAAAAUUAGCUAUUCUGUAAUUAAUGAAUUUUCAACAAUUUGCAUUUUA